Gracilinanus agilis (Agile Gracile Mouse Opossum) is the source of this 2801-nucleotide messenger RNA. RefSeq names its product EF-hand domain family member D1 (gene EFHD1). Gene Ontology annotation, molecular function: calcium ion sensor activity. NCBI's taxonomy places the organism in Eukaryota, Metazoa, Chordata, Mammalia, Didelphimorphia, Didelphidae. The transcript has 3 exons. The coding region runs from base 35 to 418 and encodes 127 amino acids. Gene Ontology annotation, cellular component: mitochondrial inner membrane. The record is from RefSeq and is a predicted model, not a curated record.
GUAUGACUCUGGGAAGGAUGGCUACAUCGACCUGAUGGAACUGAAGCUGAUGAUGGAGAAGCUGGGGGCCCCCCAGACCCACCUGGGGCUAAAGGAAAUGAUCAGGGAGGUGGAUGAGGACCUCGACAGCAAGCUCAGCUUUCGGGAGUUUUUGCUGAUUUUCCGCAAAGCAGCCUCAGGGGAACUGGAGGAAGACAGUGGCUUGAUGUCCCUGGCCAAGCUCUCUGAGAUCGACGUGGCCCUAGAAGGGGUGAAAGGAGCCAGGAAUUUCUUCGAAGCCAAGGUCCAUGCCCUGUCCGUGACCAGCCGUUUUGAAGCUGAGAUCAAAGCAGAGCAGAAUGCCCGAAAACAGGAGGAAGAGGACAGAAAACACCGGAGGGCUCUCUUCAGAGAACGCCAAGCCGCCUUCUCCCAGUAGCUCCCACUAGGCCGAGUGUGCUCAGAGACUUGCCUUGACUUCUACCAGCUGUGCCUUACAAGUUGGCCUGGGAGAAUGGCCAGCACCUCCUCUCCCAAGGAGGACCCACCUCUCAUUGAAUGUCCAGUGUCUUUGUUGUCCCCAGCUCUGAUCUUUCUUCUUAAGCUUCCUGUUCUUAAGUUGCCUGAAAGGGCAACUGGUAACCCUAAGACCUGAGGAAACAGUAAGGAAGGUCAAAGUCAGGGAUGGGAAGAGAUUAAUUCUGUCGACAAAGGGAACAAUUCCCUUUCUUACCUAACCACUGUUCUACUAGCCAUUGAAGGUUUCCCGGAUUUUGCCAUUUUCUUGGUGACUUGUAUUUUUCCUCUGUUUCCUCCCUUUAGCCAAACCUUUCAGGGAGGAAAUCACGCCUGGUCAUUCAGCCAAAGGUAUAGCUCUGCCAUUCUCCUGCACUCCCUUGUUCAGACUGAUUGCUUUUUUCAAGUGCACUCAUUGGAGGUCUAUACUCUUGGCUUUGAUUUAGAUUCUCCCCUUCUUCCAUCAACUCCCAAAGGCAAGGCUAAGCUGUUCAACCAUACUUCUCCCUCACCAAGUGUUUAAGGCAAGGGGGAGAGCUCCAAGAGGUAUGGAGUGGACCUCAGAAAGCCCACAGUGUUGGGAGGGAGGCAGUUCUAAAAGCCCCUCUGGUUUUUAGCCGCUCUACUCAUAGAGGUGGUUUGAAAUGGAUGAAAAGUAGCUCCAUGCCAAGGGACUCCCCUUUUACCUCUACAUGGUAAUAUUUUGUCAGAUGCCAGUUUAGAUGGGUGGAUUCAUGCAGGACACCUGAAUCUAGCCAGAACACCUGGUCAUGGUUCUGGAACUUUUAAUGCAGAGACAGGUGGGUAUGGACCCAACUUCCGUGGUCGCCAUUUAAAAAAACUCUUUGCUCCAAAGUUCACAUACUCACUCACUGAGUAUAUAAGACUUUAGAGAUGUUUCUGCCUUUUAUUCUCCUUUGUAAUUGUCCAUGGAGGAGCAAUUCUUGCACCCUUGGUAGUUUUGGUCUCUUUAAAUGGGGGUAGGGGUGGCAUCAUGCGAUAACUAUAGUGAGCAUGGAAGAAUAAUGACAAACUAAUAUUGACUAGAUUAAAGAACGACUAGAGUACUUUAAGCUCUUAUCAAUACAUAUACAUAUACUGCUUUAAAAGGCCACUCUUACCAACUCUAUUAAGAUUCACGGAGGUUUUGUAUAUCUAUUUUGUAGCUAUUCUUUUCCCAAGAAAUCAGUGUUUUCCAGCCUCUAGUUAGUUAUCCUUGCCAAAUGAACUAUGCAAAUGAAAUGUAUUCUCUCACUGGCUUGCUUCCACUCCGUUGAAUGGAUGGGAGAGCAGAAGAAUGAAUUAAGAGGGUUGGUUGGGUUUAGUCACUUGGAAUACCAACUUCCCAUGUAUGCUCAGACUCGAGGCCAGGGCUGGUUGGGUACCACUGAUCCUUGGAAACAUGGAUGGGACGUAGGAAUAGGCUAAUCAACUUGGGCUGAUAUAAGAGGCCACCAAAUACAACUCACCCACUUUUAAAGAUGAGGAAACUAAGGCCUCAAGAGGUGAAAGGACUUGUCUGAGGUUAUGCAGAUAGUAAGUAGCCUGAGCUGGGGUGAUCAUAGUAGUAAUAACAGCUAGCAUUUAUGUAGCACUUUAAGGUUUGAAAAUGUUUUACAAAUAUCUCAUUUAUCCUCACGAUAACCAAUGAUGGGAGGUAGAUGUAGUUAGUAUCCUCAUUUUACAGUUGACGAAACUGAAGCAGAGGCUAAAUGACUUGUUAGUAUAUCUGAGCCUGGAUUUGAAUUAUGAACUCAGAUCAUUCUGGUUCCAAUAUCAGCGGCAUAACCAUUGUACCACCCAAAAUCGAUGUAGGGAUCUCCCAAAGAAAGUCCUAAUGUAAUAUUCAUUGAGUAUUUACCAGGAACCUAUACCAGGCCCUAGGAAUGCCAUGAAAAAACAAGAUUGGUCCUGCCCCCCAGGAAGUCUGCGUUUGUGAGAUGCCUUCCAUCAGAGAAGAUCUCCAACUGAUCCUGUUUUUUCCUUGUUUGUAGGUAGCUGUUGGCUAGCUAUUCCCCCACCUCCUUAGACUGUAGGGUCUCUGCGGGCAGGGGCAGAGCGAUUGUACCCUCAGCUCUUAGCACUGGGCCUGGCACAAAGUAAAUGUUUAAUAAAUUCCUUUUUCUUGACUUGAAGAGGUGGGAGCCUGCGUGAACAGAAUAUUAUGUACACUGUCAAAAGAUGGUUCCCGAAUCCCUUGAUCUUUUUGCAAGGAAAGAUUCACUGAAUGGAGAGUUGGAGGUGUAUUUGGGAAAGUUUGUUAUGGGAAAACCCAAGGCACCAAUAAAGCAAAUUUGAAAAAAGUA